Messenger RNA from Arabidopsis thaliana (thale cress), 1190 nucleotides. RefSeq names its product elongator protein 6 (gene ELP6). Gene Ontology annotation, cellular component: cytoplasm; elongator holoenzyme complex; nucleus. The record is from RefSeq and is marked reviewed. Gene Ontology annotation, biological process: tRNA wobble uridine modification. The transcript has 5 exons. Bases 136 to 924 code for a protein of 262 amino acids. Lineage: Eukaryota; Viridiplantae; Streptophyta; Magnoliopsida; Brassicales; Brassicaceae.
UUCCGGGUUAAAAAAAUAGAUUCGAUCAAACUUAAGGUCUUUUUUGUUAAAGUCUUCUUUUCGCAAAAACCUAAAAUCUCCUCUCCUUUGUACUCUCAAGCUUCGUUUUUUCUUCUUCUCCGUCCAAAUUUCUCCAUGGAUCGUUCUUUGAAUCUCCUCGAUUUAGCCUUAGGGUUCGAUGAGCAGCUAGCUAUUCCAUCGCCACUAAAUGGAAAAGUAAUACUAAUAGAAGACUGUGUAGAGACGAGUGGUUCCUUUGUACUUCACCAGCUAAUGAAACGUGUUCUCUCCUCUAACUCCUCCGACGCACUUAUCUUUCUCGCUUUUGCUCGCCCUUUCUCUCAUUAUGAUCGAAUCUUGCGUAAACUGGGAUGUAAUUUAGCUACCCAUAAGUCGAAUAAUCGAUUGGUGUUCUUUGACAUGCUCAUGGUUAAGUGUUCAGAUGGGGAUCAAAUGGAAGACAAUGUGAGUGCAGUUGCGAAACUAUUUCGGGAGAUACAAGAAACCGUUCGAAAGCUACAGAGUGUAACAAGUGGUAACAUAACUGUUAUGGUGGAUGACAUGUCUCUGCUGGAAAUUGCUACUACCGGCAGCAACUCAGAUCACGUAUUGGACUUCUUGCAUUAUUGCCACACAUUAAGUUCUGAAAGCAAUUGUUCAUUGGUCAUCCUCAAUCAUGAAGAUAUAUACGCGAGCAUGGAGAGACCUGCAUUUUUGCUACAGAUGGUAUGCCUUGCAGAUGUUGUGAUAAAGGCAGAGCCUUUAGCCUCUGGUUUAGCAAAUGAUGUACAUGGCCAAUUGACUGUUCUGAACAAAGGGAUAAGCAACUCAGGUAGAGGAAGCUCGAGGAACAAGUUGCAGAAUUUUCAAUUCAGGAUCAAAGAAAAUGGUAUCGACUAUUUCUAUCCUGGUUGCAGAAGCUGAGGAUUAGACACCGUUCUGAGCAUUAGCAUGGUAGUGAGAUGUUUUUCUAGACAGUUUUGUUAUUUGCGUUUAGGUUAAACAGAGACACUCUGUUAAACAUUUUUACUUUAGUGUCUCUUCUGGUUGUAACUUGAUGACUUAGCUAAAGUUGAAUGCUUGAGACACAGAAACUUGUAGACAUGGAAAAUUAGUAACAUUCUAUAUCUUUAAGUAAUUGACUUUUGAUUGAGGUAAAGCACUAUAGUGAUCACUCGUCAUGUCUCCCA